This is a messenger RNA of Blastomyces dermatitidis ER-3, 2280 nucleotides long. RefSeq lists its product as uncharacterized. The record is from RefSeq and is a predicted model, not a curated record. Lineage: Eukaryota; Fungi; Ascomycota; Eurotiomycetes; Onygenales; Ajellomycetaceae. The transcript has a single exon. The coding region runs from base 1 to 2280 and encodes 759 amino acids.
AUGUCCUCCACGGUUUCCCUAGGCCGACGCUGGCCUCCCUCACCCAGCGUUGAGGAUGAAUGCGAAUCCCUAUCCCGCGAACUCCUAGGCUUGUCUGUCUUAGACACAAUGUUGAAUAAUGAUACAAUGAUUCCGAAGGGAACUGUAGAUCAGUAUCCCCUUAUACUCCCGUCCAACAUCGUCACUCCAUGCUCAACACCCCCGGACGCAUGUGGAAGCCCCAUCAAUCCAAACGCCGGAAGCAAAUCAUCCAACGGAAAUAUUGGCCUUACAACUGCUCAGUCUCCUCCCAGCAAUGGUUCUGCUUCAGAUACACAGCAGGGGUCGAAUGCCACUGCCCCGUCUUACUUCCUCCAUGAAGCGUCCAACCCCAAUGGGUUUUCUGGAAUUCCGGAGGUUCCUGAGCCUCAUGGAUGGCCAGUCAGCCACCCGCAAGACUCACUCCAAGAAAAGCCCGGCCUAAGCAGACAUUUCUCUGAGGGAGACGAAAAGCUUGGUCUCCACAACGCACCCGUCAGGCGAGCAGAAUGUUGCAGUGAUGAUGAAACACGUCCAUCCCACCGUGGCUCAGACGGCCCAGAAACGCCCCAAAACACCUCACCGGUUAAGAAAAAGAAGAAGGUGAACUUUCAGCUUCCCGACGAUGGGAGACUGCCACAACAUGACACCGAACCUGCCUUGAAGCAUGAGUUUGAGCCUUCCCUUGGACAUUCAGAAGACAUCCAUACUUCCCGCCGUUCAAGUCUAUAUUAUGAAGAUGAAACGCCAAUGGAUAACUACGAUCCCACUUUCAUUACUUAUAGACAGGAUUACACAUAUCUUGCCCAUCCUCAGCCACUCAAAAUCAACUGCAACUACGGUGGACCACGCAGCAGAGCUUCUGAUUCCGGAUCUCCUGUCACCUCACCACUAAAACUGACCUCAAGAAGCCCAUCUCAAUCUCCAAGACGACAUACCCCUAGCCCUUCUGGUUCCCGCCUCAGCCCAAUCGCUCGCGCUGCCUUGGAUAAAACCAAGACAGCACUGCCAACCACGAAUAAUGACUCUCGAGCUUCCACGAACUCCUCCCCGGUCCGACGAAGAGGGCCUUUCUUAUCCCCGCCUUUGUUGCCUUCAGGUUACGAGGUGAUUAUUAGAAGGGGUGGCGACAAGCAGUCAAAACGCAACAGCGUUCCAGCCAUGACUCCAUCGCAUCUUCUGUCCAGAUCACGAAGCUCAACAGUUCCCUCGCAGGUCGUAGUAGUGCGCCGUCAUCAAGGCCCCGCGGCCGCUCCCCCUGUCGUUGCCCUUGCCCCUUGCCCUCGAUCCAUUCCCAUGGCUGGCCAUCAGGACUGGUACACCAUCAAGGGCAUGACACACUUGGACAUCUGCCCUUGUUGCAUGAGCCAGAUUGGCGCCUCCCGGUUCCGGCAUCUUUUCAUCCCCAGCCUUCCCAGAGACCGCAAUGCGAAAGUCCGCUGCUCCCUUAGCCAACCAUGGGCACGGCUCGCCUGGGUCCAAACAAUGAAGCUGAAACUCAACCACCUCGAGCUGCUCCAGCGCAUUACCCUUCCCCCACCGGGAAGCCGUCCAUGCAGCGGCCGUAACCCCUCAGUGCAGUCUUGGUACCGCCUUGCGGACCCCGAAACAGGCCGCAACAUCACCGACUUCAGCGCGUGCUCCGCCUGCUUCCGUAACCUGCAAAUCCUCAUGCCCUCACUCCGCGACGCAUUCCGCUCCGGCCCACUCGUCCAAGAGCGCAUUUGCGACCUCCGCAUCGACAGCCCCCGCUUCGUCCGCUACCUCGAUCUGCUAGACGAAGCCGCAACGCGCAGCUACUCCGCUCCGCGCGGCCAACUGGACAUGCGCGAAUUUGUCAGGUACGCUCGACGCAAGAGCAGCAUCCGCGACUGUCCCCGCGACCACUUUUCUGCAGGGCCAUGGCAUUAUAUCCCCAACCUGCCCGAGUUUACCAUCUGCGAGGACUGCUAUGAUGACGUUGUCUACGAUCGAUCCCACACGGGCAUUGGCAAGAUGGUUUCACGAACGCCGCAGAUGGUCCCUGGACCCCGGGAUCAGCAAUAUACAUGUCAGCUGUACAGCCCGCGUAUGAGGACCGUGUUCCGCGAGGCCGUACAGGAUGGGGACUUCAAAUACUUAGCCACAGCUGCGCUGCGCAGGCAUGAGGCGGAGAUCACGUUCCGAGAACGGAAGAAGGCGCUACUACAUGAUGUGGCUAGGGGUUACGAUAGGGACGCAGAGUUGAGGUGGAAUGCAGAAGAUUGGAGGAGGAGUGAAUAA